Fukomys damarensis (Damara mole-rat) is the source of this 691-nucleotide messenger RNA. It is a transcript of the gene Cimip2c, whose product is annotated as family with sequence similarity 166 member C. The transcript has 4 exons. The coding region runs from base 12 to 623 and encodes 203 amino acids. Lineage: Eukaryota; Metazoa; Chordata; Mammalia; Rodentia; Bathyergidae. The record is from RefSeq and is a predicted model, not a curated record.
AGUCCCCCGCCAUGGCCUCCCGCCGCGCGGGCACCCUUCUGACCGAGUUCAAUGCGGCCUACGUGCCCCCCAGCCUUAUGCCCGGGUAUCAAGGCCAUGUCCCCGGCGUGGCCUCCUCCUUCGGCUCACCCUAUGGCGCCACCACUCUCAAGUACUUCCAGGACCACCGCAACACGGCCAUGGAGAAGAGCCACACACCCCUCAGCGGCGGCGGCUCCUUCCCCACCAUCUUCUCCCCCAACCCCAACCUGGUGUUGAUGGACCUCUCGAACCUCAGGGACCACUGGCUGCACCUGCCCAGCUAUACGCGCUUCAACCUGGACGGCCACCGCACCGUGGAGCUGGCGCACUUCUACCAGCUACAGAGGGCGCAGCAGCACCGGAAGUACUACAGAGACAAGACCGGCACAGUGCCUCAGGAACCCUACUUCGUGCUGCCUGUGAGGGAGAGGGAAGGGUACCCCAUCCCCACCGACCUGCCUCCUCUGAGCCCCAAGGAGAAGUGGCAUCUUUUGAGAGUCUCCCCUGAGAACCAGAGGACCUAUCAGACGUUCCCAUCUGGGAAGAGGGUGUCCCCACAAGAGCGACAGAAGAGGGACAGCUACUUCGAGUUCAGAGCGUGAGGCCAGGUGGCUGCUGCCUGGGAGCCUUGGCCCUAGCCAGAUGGUUUGCGUGGAAUAAAAUCUUUAGC